UCCAUCUCUUGUGUGCUUUAGGGGAGCUUUCCACUCUGCCUGAGAAAACACACCUAGAAAAAGCACGAACGUCAAUCCCCGCCAUUCCCUCGGGGUCUCCCAACCUCCCCCAGCCUCCAGAGAGCAAAGCGCGAAGGGGCGCGGCAGCCCGGACCAGCCCACAGCCACACGCAGCCUCGCAGUCUCGCCAGUCCCCUGCCGUCGCAGCAGCUGCAGCCGGUUGGAGAUGGGGCAGUGGCGGGGGCGCAGGGACUGCACAGGGAGCCUUGGUUGUUAGCUCCCAGGUCUAGGUGCGUGCAGCCGCCGUGAGCAGCUCGUAGCCAGCGUGGGUCUGUGGUGACAGUGCAGUGAAGGCUGGGCACCGGCUCGAGUUGAGACCCCGGAGGCACAAGCCAUGACGGACGCCAGCCAAAAGAAGGAGGGCUUCAAGAAAUGUAGGAGCGCCACUUUCAGCAUCGAUGGGUACAGCUUCACUAUCGUUGCAAAUGAAGCAGGAGAUAAGAAUGCCCGUCCACUUGCCCGCUUCUCCCGGUCUAAGUCGCAGAACUGUCUAUGGAACUCCCUUAUUGAUGGGCUCACUGGGAAUGUCAAGGAGAAGCCACGGCCAACAAUUGUUCAGGACACCCGACCCCCGGAGGAAAUUCUGGCAGAUGAGUUGCCACAACUGGAUAGCCCAGAAGCUUUGGUGAAGACGUCCUUCAGGUUACGGUCUUUGGUCAAGCAGUUGGAACGAGGGGAGGCCUCUGUGGUGGAUCUGAAGAAGAACCUGGAAUAUGCAGCGACUGUGCUUGAGUCUGUAUAUAUCGAUGAAACAAGGCGUCUUCUGGAUACAGAGGACGAGCUUAGUGACAUUCAGUCAGAUGCUGUGCCUUCUGAGGUCCGAGACUGGCUGGCUUCCACCUUCACACGACAGAUGGGGAUGAUGCUUAGGAGAAGUGACGAGAAGCCCCGGUUCAAGACCAUCGUCCACGCAGUGCAAGCUGGGAUAUUUGUGGAGAGAAUGUACAGGCGGACAUCAAACAUGGUUGGGUUGAGCUAUCCACCAGCUGUUAUUGACGCAUUAAAGGAUGUGGACAAAUGGUCCUUCGAUGUGUUUUCCCUCAACGAGGCCAGUGGAGAUCACGCAUUGAAAUUCAUUUUCUAUGAAUUACUCACACGCUAUGACCUGAUCAGCCGUUUUAAGAUUCCCAUUUCUGCACUUGUCUCAUUUGUGGAGGCCCUGGAAGUGGGAUACAGCAAGCACAAAAAUCCUUACCACAACCUGAUGCAUGCCGCUGACGUCACGCAAACCGUGCAUUACCUCCUCUAUAAGACAGGAGUAGCAAACUGGCUGACAGAACUGGAGAUCUUUGCAAUAAUCUUCUCGGCUGCCAUCCACGACUACGAACACACUGGAACUACCAACAAUUUCCACAUUCAGACACGGUCCGAUCCAGCUAUCUUGUAUAAUGACAGAUCUGUCCUGGAGAACCACCACUUGAGUGCAGCCUACCGCCUUCUUCAGGAUGACGAGGAGAUGAAUAUUUUGGUCAACCUCUCAAAGGAUGAUUGGAGGGAGUUUCGAACCUUGGUAAUUGAGAUGGUAAUGGCCACGGAUAUGUCCUGUCAUUUCCAGCAAAUCAAAGCCAUGAAGACAGCCCUGCAGCAGCCAGAAGCAAUUGAAAAGCCGAAAGCCUUAUCUUUGAUGCUGCACACAGCAGACAUCAGCCACCCUGCAAAAGCCUGGGACCUGCACCACCGCUGGACCAUGUCUCUCCUGGAGGAGUUCUUCAGACAGGGUGACAGAGAAGCUGAGCUGGGGCUGCCGUUUUCUCCUCUCUGUGACAGAAAGUCAACCAUGGUCGCUCAGUCACAAGUGGGUUUUAUUGACUUCAUUGUGGAACCCACCUUUACUGUGCUCACGGAUAUGACUGAGAAGAUUGUGAGUCCGUUAAUCGAUGAAACCUCCCAGACUGGUGGGACUGGCCAGAGGCGCUCAAGUUUGAACAGCAUCAACUCUUCAGAUGCAAAGCGAGCAGGUGUCAAGAGUUCUGGGUCAGAAGGAAGCGCUCCCAUCAACAAUUCUGUCAUCCCUGUUGACUACAAGAGUUUUAAAGCCACUUGGACUGAGGUGGUGCACAUCAAUCGGGAGCGGUGGCGGGCCAAGGUGCCCAAAGAAGAGAAAGCCAAAAAGGAAGCUGAAGAGAAGGAUCGCCUGGCUGCGGAGGAAAAGCAAAAGGAAAUGGAAGCCCAAAGCCAAACUGAACAAGGCAAAGCUGAGAAGCAGACAUCAGGAGAAGCGAAAGGUCAAGUCAAUGGAGCCCGUACAAACAAGGCGAAGAACCCCAAAGGCGACAAGGCAGGAGAAAAACAGCAGAAUGGUGACUUGAAAGAUGGGAAAAAUAAGGUCGACAAGAAGGAUCACUCCAGCACCGGAAAUGAUUCAAAGAAAACAGAUGGUACAAAGAAACGUUCUCAUGGCUCACCUGCUCCAAGCACUAGUUCCACAAGUCGCCUUACCUUGCCAGGAGACUACGGGUAAAACAUCCAUCCAGAAACGUCGUUGGAAGAUACCUGACCAUCUUCAAGUCAUCAAGCCUCCUUUACGUCACUUCAAACGCCCCGCUUAUGCGUCUAGCUCCUAUGCACCUUCAGUUCCAAAGAAAACGGAUGACCAUCCUGCAAGGUACAAGAUGCUGGAUCAGCGGAUCAAAAUGAAGAAGAUCCAGAACAUCUCUCAUCACUGGAACAAAAAAUAGGGCAAGCACAAGAAGAGAGGGAGUGAGGAAGGGCCUGCCUGCCUGCCUCUCAGCACCAAUCAGAUGCAGCGGUACACACCUGGGAAGUCAUGCAGCUGGCGCUCCUGUGACUGACUCUAAGAGGCAAAGUGAAAAUUGCUUGAGAUUCCCCUUGGUCAUUCUUUGAUACAUAUAACAGGCACUGGAUCCGGGAGUCAAUCCAGACUCCAAAAAGGAACUAGUAAAUGGUAGAUUUGAUUUUAUUAUAUUAGUCUUUAAAAGACUUAAGUUGCAACCAAAUUAAAAUGAUAUAUCUUGCUCCGAAAAUAAAAUUCUUCCCACUGCCAUGUUUUCUAAUCCCAAAGAGAUGACUUGCCCCUAUGCAAACACUGGCUCAAUAACUAUGAGGGGUAAGAAAUGUACUUCUAAAGAUAAUUUUCCAAUUAAAAUUAUGUUAUAUUGUGAAAUUAAAAUGUAGUUACAUCACUUUUCCUUUUGUUAUUCUCCUUCCAUACCCUCAUGCACACAUGCCCUUGAUCUCCCUCAGAAUUAUGGCCUCUUGCUUUGAUUGUUGAUAUUUUAUAUAUGUAUAUAUACAUAUAUAUUAAAUUAUAUAUAGCAAUUAUAUAUUUAUAUUCCUAAAUAUAUAAAUACAAUCUGCUCAGUCCCUAUGUUAUUUGCAUCUGUAUGUUUCCAAAACAGACUAUUUGGUACUGUGCUCUUCCCUGAGAUAAACUAACUUUCCCCCAGUCUCAGCAUUCCUUAUUUACAUAUAGUUCUUUGUAUGUGGUUGUAGCCCAGGGAAUUUCCCUGUUCCAUGUUAACAUGUCUGUUAGUGUUGUCCAAUUAUAAAUGCACUGAUUUACAUUUAGAAUACUUACUCAAAAUCCAAGCAGAUGUGUGACAUUCAAAGCAAACACAGCUGAAACAAAUGUACUUAUGAGCACAAAAUCAGAGAAAAGAUGGGUGAUGGGUUGCUUUUUUCAUGAAUUUUUCAGAAUUUAGGUUUAACAAAGUAGAUCCAAAGAA
Molecule: messenger RNA, 3746 nt
Organism: Alexandromys fortis (reed vole)
Lineage: Eukaryota; Metazoa; Chordata; Mammalia; Rodentia; Cricetidae
Gene: Pde1c
Product: phosphodiesterase 1C
Exons: 20
Coding region: 395-2521 (708 amino acids)
Biological process (GO): signal transduction
Cellular component (GO): neuronal cell body
Molecular function (GO): calmodulin-activated 3',5'-cyclic-GMP phosphodiesterase activity
Source: RefSeq, a predicted model, not a curated record